AUGUCUUCAAGUUUUAACGACAGAGUCAUCAUCGUAAUUGGUUCGGCGUCUGGCAUGGGCUUAGCCACUGCAAAGGCCCUCCUCGCCGAAGGUGCCAAAGUUGGAAUCUCAGACAUAAACGGUACAGCCCUUGACAAAGUUGUCAAAGAACUGAGCACAGAACAGCAAGCUCGAGUCUAUUUCAAAGCCUCGAACAUCGUCAACCGUCAAUCCGUCCGCGACUUUCUCGAAGAAACAAAGUCCCAUUUUGGAAAAAUCGACGGUGUCGCCAACUUUGCAGGGUGCGGUGGCCACGAACUGGGUACCCAAUCGGUAUGGGAAACGAGCAACGAGGAAUUCGACUUCAUCACCAGUCUCAACAUUCGAGGAGCCUUUCACGUUCUUGCUGAAGCCCUAAAGCCUGGUUUUCUUUCCGAUGGUGGAAGCUUUGUGCACAUUGGAAGCAUGUACGCGCUCCAAGGCUUCUACAAGGGCGCGGUCUUUGCUGCUUCAAAGCACGCCUCAUUGGGCAUGAUCCGAAGCGCAGCCAAAGAAGUUGGAGACAGGGCCAGGGUGAACUGCGUAUUGCCGUGA
Molecule: messenger RNA, 573 nt
Organism: Colletotrichum spaethianum
Lineage: Eukaryota; Fungi; Ascomycota; Sordariomycetes; Glomerellales; Glomerellaceae
Product: levodione reductase
Exons: 1
Coding region: 1-573 (190 amino acids)
Source: RefSeq, a predicted model, not a curated record